AUGUCAACAACAGAGAACACAACAACUGCUAUCGUUCAUGAAGCCAUAAGUGAAGAAUACGAGUGGGUUCAGUAUAACAAACAGUUACGUCUCAUUCGUUCGGUCAAAGAUGACAUGUACCAAAUGCAAAGUAUUUUGAAUGCUCUUCGUUCUACAAAGCAAGCACAUCAUUGGUUUGAAAACCAACAGACAAAAGAACUUUUAGAAGAAUUUCCUCAUAUGUUUGCGACCCGCGGAAAACCGCGGGUCGAGAUUCCGUACGAAAAUCGUCAAAAUUUGCCAAAUGGUUUGAGAGGUUGGUAUGUACAUAGACUUCUUGUAAAUGCUGUUGCAAUGUGGGCUUCACCUCGCUAUGCUUGUUAUAUUUUCAUGAUGUUAGAUGAAAUUCAUAGACAAGAACGUGAAGAGCUAGAGAACAAGCUUGAAGCAAAAGACAAAAACAUACAGAAAAGAAUACCACGUUCGGUACCAAAAGGAAAGGAAAAGAACUAUAAGUAUAUGAUUUACACUGAAGAGAUGGAAAAUGAAGAAGACAGAGAUAUG
Molecule: messenger RNA, 543 nt
Organism: Trichomonas vaginalis G3
Lineage: Eukaryota; Parabasalia; Trichomonadida; Trichomonadidae
Product: KilA, N-terminal/APSES-type HTH, DNA-binding family
Exons: 1
Source: RefSeq, a predicted model, not a curated record